Molecule: messenger RNA, 747 nt
Organism: Lycium ferocissimum
Lineage: Eukaryota; Viridiplantae; Streptophyta; Magnoliopsida; Solanales; Solanaceae
Exons: 3
Coding region: 118-747 (209 amino acids)
Source: RefSeq, a predicted model, not a curated record
GAGAAACUUAUUAAGUCUUUUUUUCUUAUAUUCAUAUGCAGUAUCCAUAUUUCUGCAAUAUCUCUGAGGAAUCUUUAACUUCACAGGAGACCAACAAAAAUUCAGAUCUGGAUAGUCAUGAAUCAACAAGGGCCUUCAACAAGAAGCAAAAGAGCUCAAACCAGAGCAUAUGCUAAACCUGGUUCAUUGUCAUCCUUGGCAAAUAAAAAACGGCAGUUAUUAACCACAAACGAAACUGUUCAAGCUAUAAGGUCAGAGAGAGAUCAUCUGCUAGAAUUAAUUGGAGAACAGCAGCCAGUAGCACCACAAGCUAACCAAAAUGAGCAACUUGUAGAAGAGCAACAUGUAGAGGAGCAACAGCCCGUCGCGGAGCAACAGCCCGUCGAGGAGCAACAGCCCGUCGAGGACGAAAUGCAAAUGCAUUCUACAAUUCCUCCCACAAAUGAACAAUCUGAAGAAGGCCCUUCGACUCAGAAAAGAAAAAGAGGCAGAACGCAAAUGCAUAGUGUGCAUAGCCGACAUGAGCGUAAAUUGAUCCUACUGAAUAGGCUCAAUCAACCUAUUGGUCCUACUGAAGAUGUUGUAAUAGAGUUUGGUAGCUUCCUCGGUACAUUAGCGAGGACUGCGACCCUUUGCCCAUUUGAUAUACUUGAUUGGAGGAAAAUGGACACAAAAGAUGUAUGGAUAUAUUUGAAGUUUCCAAUAUUUAAGUAUCUGUUAAAAGUAUUGUUUAUGCUAACAAAAUGA